CAUGCACGAUCACUGAUCGUCCGGCGCCCGCGCCGCCCUCCCCGCCGAGCCAAAGGGUAGCAUUCCUCCCUACUCGAAAUAGCACUCUCGCCGCCGGUGCGUGCGUGUCCGUGUCCGCGCCGGCGUCGCGUGAACGAGGACGAGGCGAUGUCUGUGUCGUCCCACCGCCACGUCGACCCACGCUGGCCGACGAGGAUCGCUGUCGUCGUUGAUUGCUACCGGGCGGCGAGUUUCUGCGGCGCUGAUUAGCUUUCCGGGGUUCGAUCGAUCGAUCGAUCGAUUGAUUGACCUCACCUUCCUGCCGCGCGAUGGAUCCGCGGGGGAAGGGCAGCAUCAAGUCGUAUGGAUCGGACAAGUCGUCGCCGUCGGGCUCGUUCGACUUCGAGCACGACCAGGACCCGGACCGCCUCCGCCACCACGACGACGUGCACCGCCGCGAGGUCGUCGUCAAGAUCGACCCCGAGGCCCACGUGGCGAUGGAGCUCCACGCCGGUGGCAGCCAUGCCAACGUGUCGGGGCGCAGCUCCACCUACAGCUCCACGGUGAACACGCCGCGCGCUGGCGGGGUGGUGGUGGGGGGCGUGGUCCCUGGGUCCGGUUCGGUGUCGAGCGCGUCGACCUCGCCAGGCGCUGGGGCCGACGGCGAGUCGUUCAGCUUCAAGAACCGGCCGCCGCAGUCGCCGUCGUCUCCAGCGAUGAGCAUCGGCGGGGAAGGCAGCGACGACCCGCCGAGCCGCCUCAUUGGCAGCUUCCUACGCAAGCAGGCGGCGGCCGGCUGCGAGCUGUCACUCGAUCCCGAUCUGGAUAUGGAGGAGCUGAGGAGGCCGCCGCGCGCGCCCACUUCUAUGAACGCCUCCUCAAGGGAGCUGCGCGUCUCGUUCCAAGAUCCACACAAGCGGUUCUCCCCGUCGACGUCGUCGGCCUCCACUUCCUCCUACGCCGGCGACAGCAGGAACCAAGCCUCUAGCACAGUGGAAACCGCCGAGGUGAUCCGAUGCACGUCGGUAUCCACUGGAAACAGCAUGUUGGCUCGCAGCAAGACGCGUUCCCGGCUAAUGGACCCCCCGCCGCCGGCGAGUAGUCACCCCACCGACGCGGAGCGCUCCGACCGCAAGUCGUUCGUCUCCAAGGGUCCUCCCAAGUCAGGGCAGCUCCGGUCGGGCCUGAUCGGCAAGUCGGGGCUUAUCGGCAAGUCAGGCCCCAUCGGGAAGCCCGGCGCCUUCGAAGACGAGGACGACGACCCGUUCGUGGAGGAGGGGCUCGCCGCCGACUUAAAGCGCGACACGUUCGACUGCCUCCUCAUCCUGGAAUGGGUCGGGCUCAUCGUCAUCAUGGGCUUGCUCGUGUGCAGCCUCACCAUACGCAGCCUCGCCAACAAGAAGCUCUCGGGGCUCCACCUCUGGAAGUGGGAGCUCCUGGUGUUCGUGCUCAUCUGCGGGCGCCUCGUCUCCGGCUGGGUGAUCCGCAUCUCCGUCUUCUUCGUGGAGCGCAACUUCCUGCUGCGGAAGAAGGUGCUCUACUUCGUCUACGGCGUGCGCCGCGCCGUGCGGAACGUGCUCUGGCUCGGCCUCGCGCUCAUCUCAUGGCACCUCCUCUUCGACAAGGACGCCAAGCGGGAGACGCACACGCUGGUGCUGCCCUACGUCACCAAGGUGCUGUGCUGCCUCCUCGUCGCCACCGUGAUGCGCCUCGUCAAGACGUUGUUGCUCAAGGUGCUCGCCUCCUCCUUCCACGUCUCCACCUACUUCGACCGGAUCCAGGACGCGCUCUUCAACCAGUACGUCAUCGAGACGCUCUCCGGCCCGCCGCUGGUCGACGAGAGCCGCAUGCUCGCCGAGGUGCAGCGGCUGCAGAGCGUGGGGAUCAACAUCCCGAGCGAGCUCCAAGCAGCCAUACCGAGCAAGCCGGAGGGGGCGGCCUCCGGGCCAGGGCCAAAGAGUGGGCGCCUCACGGUGAACCCGUCGAGGCGAGGAGGAGGAGCAGGAGGAGGAGGGGGAGGGGGAGGGGGAGGGGGAGCAGGGGUCAGCAAGCAGCUGCAGAGGCAGAAAACCGAGCGCCAAUGCGACGACGGGAUCACGAUCGACCAGCUCCAUAGGCUUAGCCAGAAGAACAUCUCUGCUUGGAGCAUGAAGAGGUUGAUGAAGAUUGUUCGCUAUGGCGCGCUGACCACCAUGGACGAGCAGAUCAAGCAUGCCACCGGAGAGGACGAGCUGGCGACGCAGAUACACAGCGAGUACGAGGCCAAGGUUGCUGCCAAGAGGAUCUUCCACAAUGUCGCCAAGCCCCACUCCAAGCACAUAUACUUGUCAGAUUUGAUGCGUUUCAUGAGGCAGGAGGAAGCUUUGAAAGCAAUGGAUCUUUUUGAAGGGGCACAGGAGCAUAACAGAGUCAGCAAGAGGUCACUCAAGAACUGGGUGGUAACUGCAUUCAGAGAGCGCAAAGCUCUUGCUCUGACGCUCAAUGACACAAAAACUGCAGUGAACAAGCUCCACCAGAUGGCCAAUGUCGUCGUUGCGGUUAUUGUGAUUGCACUAUGGCUUCUCAUUCUAGGAAUCGCUACGUCACGCUUCUUCGUCUUCAUCAGCUCUCAGCUUCUUGUUGCCGUUUUCAUGUUUGGCAAUACUCUGAAGACCAUCUUUGAGGCGAUUGUGUUCUUGUUUGUGAUGCAUCCUUUUGAUGUUGGUGAUCGUUGUGAAGUUGAUGGGAUGCAGGUAGUCGUCGAGGAAAUGAACAUCAUGACGACAAUCUUCCUCCGAUAUGACAACCUGAAGGUCUAUUAUCCAAACAGUCAGCUCGCCAUCCAACCAAUAAUGAAUUACUACAGGAGUCCUGAUAUGGGAGAUGCAAUCGAUUUCUCUGUCCAUGUCGCUACACCUGUCGAGAAACUGGCCCUCAUGAAGGAAAGACUAAUGCAUUACCUUGACAACAAGAAAGAACAUUGGUACCCUGGAUCCAUGGUUGUGCUCCGUGACGUGGAUGACACAAACAAAUUAAGGGUAUCCAUAUGGUGCCGUCACACGAUCAACUUCCAUGACAUGGGGAUGAGAUUCGAGAGGAGGGAGUUAUUGCUCCAAGAGAUGAUCAAGGUCUUGAAGGAUCUCGACAUCGAAUACCGGAUGAUACCACUCGACAUCAACGUUCGCAACGCGCCUAUGAUCCAGUCUUUAAGGAUGCCAACGACAUGGACAACGUAUUCUUGAAAUGCAGUACCAAACUAUCAUGCCUGAUCGGUGUUAGUGAUGAGAUUAUGGAUUGAAGUUGCUAGCUAGGCAGCAGUAUUUCUUGAGUAAGGUGAGGUAGUAUUGUAACUGAAGUGCCCUUCUGCUUUCCUGCAUCUUGCCCAGGGCACAUUCGGUUGAGUGGAUUGAGCUGUGACAGUUUGCUAGAAAGAAGCAAGAGGCAUGUGUUACUGUCCUUGCAGCCACCGCUUGCGCUUUCCUGUAACUGUAGAGUUAAAGUGUUCUGGUGCUUCUGAGGAUAAGUUAGACAUGCUGCUACAAAAUAAUUUUGAUGAUUUCAUGCAUCAAAAACUGAAUGCAAUUUUGACUGCGAAUACCGGAAUAUCGAGCUUGAAGCAUAUAGUUCUGUAACUAUUUUUACCUGGAACUUUCCCCCUGGAUAAGGCUGAUCUAGCAGGCAUUGGCCUGUCUUUUCUUAACAAAAGAAGGUAGAGAGACAUUUUUAUUUUCAUGGCCUAGUAUUUACUUUGCCUGUAGGAGUAAUAAGGUUGCACAGGAUUUGGCAUUUUUUAUUUUGGAAUAAGAAGAUAGAAGAGACUCUACCUUGUAUCCAUUUCAAUGAUAAAAUGGGUUGGUGUUACAAUUUCGAAUACAGAAGGGGGAGGGGGAAAUAUACUAGGAAAGAAAAGUUUCCAGCUUCUUUUAGGUACAUAAACAAAGUAGCAAGAGUUUAAAGGAAAAAGAAAACUUGCAAAAGUUAAAGGUGCCGAACAGUCCAUUGGUUCAUCAUCUUCUGGUUGAGUUGUUUGCGCGAUGGCCCAUAAAUCAAUAGUAUCUUUGAU
Oryza brachyantha (malo sina) is the source of this 4021-nucleotide messenger RNA. Its product is annotated as mechanosensitive ion channel protein 6-like. Gene Ontology annotation, biological process: transmembrane transport; monoatomic anion transport. Gene Ontology annotation, cellular component: plasma membrane. The record is from RefSeq and is a predicted model, not a curated record. Lineage: Eukaryota; Viridiplantae; Streptophyta; Magnoliopsida; Poales; Poaceae. The transcript is spliced from 5 exons. Gene Ontology annotation, molecular function: mechanosensitive monoatomic ion channel activity. The coding region runs from base 309 to 3200 and encodes 963 amino acids.